Dufourea novaeangliae is the source of this 3062-nucleotide messenger RNA. RefSeq names its product nuclear valosin-containing protein-like (gene smid). Bases 16 to 2799 code for a protein of 927 amino acids. The transcript has 11 exons. Gene Ontology annotation, biological process: ribosome biogenesis. Gene Ontology annotation, molecular function: ATP binding; ATP hydrolysis activity; preribosome binding. NCBI's taxonomy places the organism in Eukaryota, Metazoa, Arthropoda, Insecta, Hymenoptera, Halictidae. The record is from RefSeq and is a predicted model, not a curated record. Gene Ontology annotation, cellular component: nucleus.
UCCUUAAAAGUGUUCAUGACUUCUGAUAGUAAGAAAAUGCAGAAGAUUGGAAAAUUGAAUUCGUCGAUUGAUAUCAUUCCCCUGCAAGGAUCUAGCGGAGAUCAGAAAUCGAAGGCUAUGAAUAAUAAACAGAGAGUUGAUUUUUCUCAUAGAUAUCUUCGGGAUCAGUUGCUAAUUUCGCGUGUUCAAACGUAUAUGCAUGAAAAUGAAAACAAAGUUUAUAUUGAUGUUAAUGAAAUGGCAGACGCAUUACAAAGAAAAUAUCGAGAUUAUCAUAUUAAGAAACGAGGUCCUUUUAGAGCUCUAGUACGCAAAGCAUACGAUGAACUCACAGAGUUGUUUGCAAAAAAGCAUUCUUCUCGUGAUUGGCCUGCUUAUGAUGAUGAGGACGAAGAAGAGGAAGUUGAUAUUGAAUCAGAUCCUCAAAAUAAUAUGUUGGGCGGUAUAUUGUUAAAAAUGUAUAAGAAGUCACAAAACAAACAAAAUGGAAAUUCUAGUGACAAAGAACUGAUAGAUAUCAGUAGUGAUGAUGAUGGAAGCAAAGUGGAAUCAAAUGCUUGUAAUAAGACUGAGGAAUCUGCAGCUACAGAUAAGAAUACACAGCAAAAACCAGGUCCAUCUUCUCAUACAGAAAAACCUAUACCUGCUAAGGAAGCUGAAGAAACAAAAACAUCUGUAAAAGAGGCACGGCAACAAACUGCAGCAGUUGGUGCAGCAGUAGAACCAUUUAUUAGAAAAAGACAACGUGAUAGAGAUACCGAUAAUUAUCCAUUUACAUUCACAAAAAAAGCAAAAGGGGUACCGAUUUCAGAACCAAAAGUCACAUUUACAGAUAUAGGAGGAUGUGAUAAAGUUUUAAAAACUGUAUGUAAACUACUUGCCCAUAUGAAGCAUCCAGAAAUCUUUAAACAACUUGGUAUAUCACCACCAAGAGGAUUUUUGCUUCAUGGUCCACCUGGAUGUGGAAAGACAUUAUUGGCAUAUGCUAUUGCAGGAGAAUUAGGAAUACCUCUACUAAAGGUAGCAGCACCUGAACUUGUAGCUGGAGUAUCAGGAGAAAGUGAAGCACGGAUUCGAGAUUUAUUUGAGCAGGCACUCGCAAUUUCACCUUGUGUUAUUUUCAUAGAUGAAAUCGAUGCUGUUGCACCGCAUAGAGCUACUGCUCAGAGGGAAAUGGAAAGGAGAAUUGUUGCACAGUUAUUAUCGUGUUUAGAUGAAUUAAGUUUAAAGGAGAAUGGCACUGGAGUAUUGGUUCUUGGAGCAACGAAUCGGCCUGAUUCAUUGGAUCCAGCAUUAAGAAGAGCUGGUCGUUUCGAUCAUGAAGUAUGUCUUGGUAUACCGGACAGGGAAGCAAGAACAAAAAUUUUAACUGUACACACAGAAAAAGUGGCACUUGCUGCCAAUGUUAGUUUAUCUACAAUAGCUUCACUGACACCUGGUUUCGUUGGGGCCGAUUUAGUUGCACUAAUUAGAGAAGCUGCUAUGGCAGCUGUGGAUAGGAUACUUGAAGAUGUAAACAGAUCAGAAGCUGAUAUUAAAGUAUCCGAAACAAGAGAAAAUGAACCUGGUACUGAGAAGGAAAAUUUUGAAAACACUGGUGACUUAGUUGAAGAAGUAGCAAUUGAAUCAUCCUCUUCAAAUCAAGACAGUAUCCCUAAAUUAAAUAAGACAAGCAAUCCUGAAAGUCCCCAAGCGCCAGUAGAGAUGGAUGUGAUACAAGAAAAUUCCAAAUCUCCAGAUUUGGCAGGAUUACUUGCUUGGUUACGAAAUGAUCCACCACUUCCCUCAGAACGGCUAAGAAAUUUAUGUAUCGAACACAGCGAUUUUGAAACUGCUCUUCGCGUCAUUCAACCAUCUGCCAAAAGGGAAGGCUUUGCAACUGUACCUGAUGUUACGUGGGACAAUGUCGGUUCUUUAAGAGAUAUUAGAGAAGAACUACAAAUGGCUAUACUUGCUCCAGUUCGACAUUCCGAACAUUUUGCAGCCCUAGGAUUAACAACACCUACUGGAGUAUUAUUGUGUGGUCCACCUGGAUGUGGUAAAACAUUGCUGGCUAAAGCAAUAGCAAACGAAGCUGGCAUCAACUUUAUUUCUGUUAAAGGACCAGAACUUUUAAAUAUGUACGUGGGUGAGAGUGAAAAAGCAGUUAGACAAUGUUUCUUGAGAGCACGAAAUUCUGCUCCGUGUGUUAUUUUCUUCGACGAGUUGGAUGCCUUGUGCCCAAGGCGAUCAGAUGGUGACAAUUCUGCUACUUCGCGUGUAGUUAAUCAAAUGCUUACAGAAAUGGAUGGAGUAGAAGGACGCCAAGGAGUAUUUCUAAUGGCUGCGAGUAAUAGACCAGACAUUAUUGAUCCAGCAGUGCUGAGGCCAGGAAGAUUGGAUAAAAUUUUAUAUGUUGAUUUGCCUACUGCGGCAGAUCGUGUUGAUAUUUUAAGAGCCCUAACAAAGAAUGCAACUAAACCAAAAUUAGCUACGAAUGUGAACCUUGAACAAAUAGGAUAUAAUAGCAAGUGUGAUGGUUAUACUGGAGCUGAUUUGGCAGCUUUAAUCAGAGAAGCUGGUGUAGAAGCAUUAAGAGAAUUAAUGGAUAUACAUUAUUCAGGACAACCAGAAAUCUCUAUGCGUCAUAUUUUAGCUGCAUUUGACAAAAUAAGACCAUCUGUACAGGAGAAGGACAUAAAACACUAUGAAAAGUUGAAGAAAUUAUAUUCAAUUAAAAAAAAAUCUGACGAAUCUCCAAUGGAAACCCCAACAGAUGCAGUUAUAGUAGACGUAGUUAUGGAACCUAUGGAAACGUGAAAUAAAAAUAUUACAUCUGCAUGUAACAAUCUUCCACUAUAAAAUACUCUCUGAAACUGAAAUAAGAAGUGUAAACACUGUAUGCCUUGACUUUAUUUUUAUAGUCAAAGCACUUUAGUCUCCGCUAAGCGAAAACGUAGUUGCAAUUCGAAACGUUGAUUUAACUUUUAAAAAUAGGAACUUAAGUCUAUAUUUUCCUUUAUUUUUUAAAUACUGGACAUAUACAAUACGAACGUUGUCUUGGUACUUUUUCAUAAAGAAAU